UACAUGUUUUAGUCACGUAUAGCACGUUACCACUUUAACGUUACAGCUCAGACUUUGUAGCGUAACGAAAUUUGGUAGCAUUGGAUUGCCGCCAUAACGCUAGCUAACGUUAUCUGAUGCUAUCUACCGUUAAAGGUGUCUCUUCAUUGUUAACCACUGUCUUACCAGGCUAACUUAGACUGCACACCUUCUAUUGGUCACUUUUACUUCUGGUAGCUGUUACUGGUACCAGGCUGCUUUUAGACAAAGAGGGGAUGGAUACUGAUUACCAUUUUGAAACACUGCAUGGCAACGGCGAUCAUGACAGCGGUGAUGUCACCUCCUGGGUUUCAGUGUGUCCCAGAGGCCUCUGGAAAGUCCAGCAAAAGCAAACACACGAAGGGAGUCAGCAGACUAACUCUGGAGAUGAUGCAUCAUGUUCAUCCAGUUACUGUCCAAGGUUGGGUUCACUGUGUCAAGUCCGAGUGCGGCUCAAAGCCAACAUGGAUGAAGCAGACAGUUUAGUAUCUGAAAAGGGAAAUGAGCAGCUGUCAGCCCAACUGGAACAGUCAGCCACUGAGGUUGCAGAAGCUACAGCCUUCCCGAGGUGUCUGGACUCUGUGCUGCAGGUCCCACUGGGUGACUGGAUAACACUGAGGCUAGGUGACGGGCAGUGCGAUAUCACAGAAAGGUGCGUGGAGGGGAUGACAACGGGAGAGAAAUGUGAGAUACUGAUUUCUCCAGCGGGACCAGAUGUGUCUGUUUCCCAUCCCACUGAGGAAAACCUGCCUUUAUGUGCCACAGUUGAACUCAAAGCUUUCACACCAGGCAAGGAAUCCUGGGAGGUGUGUCCUCGUGAUAAGUGGCAGUGGGUGAAGUCACACAAGGAGAGGGGUGGAGUGAGAUUCAGAGGCGGGGAUGUGUGGGGAGCAGCAGACAGCUACAGCCGCGCCCUCAAGCUUCUCAUCACUCUCCAUUACCACGUUAGAGAGGCAACACCAGAAGCGGAGGAGCAGACAGACACAGACACUGGUCACCUUCCUUCAACUAAUGAAUUCAGAACCAUCAAAGCAGAGCUCCACUCAAAUCUGUCCCUGUGCCAGCUCAAACUGAGCCAGCCAGAGCGAGCUAAGGCCAGUGCGACUAAAGCUACUGAGCUGGAACCAGGCGGGGCUAAAGCCUGGUACCGACUGGGCCAAGCAUGUCAGAUGUUGAAUGAGCUGGAGGAGGCCAGGCAGGCGUUUAGGAAACUGUUGGAGAUACAGCCAGAAUCACCUGCUGCUUUGAAGGCCCUUAAAGACGUAGCAAGUAGAGAGAAGGAGAGAAAUGCACAGUUGGGACUUAGACUCAGCAAAAUGUUCAGCUGAGGAUGAAUUAUGGUAGUGUAUUAUCGAAUGUUACAUGUGAAACGGUAUGUUUCUUUCUCAACAUUCACCAUGAAAUGGAAGUGCACCUACAGCCACUGGGCUCAAGAGUAUAGCCAUUAGGGUAUGGUCACACAUGAGCCAAACUAACACUGGCGAAUAUUCACCUCCUGCUCACUUACCCUGUGUGCUGCUAUCCAAUGCUGCAGGAAUCUUAAUUUCCCUGAGGGAGUCUUCUCAAGGGAUUAAUAAAGUUCUAUCUAAUCUAAUCUCUAAUCUUCCAUUCAGUUCGAGGAUAAAACAUUUGCUUCUGGUGGUAUCGCAAAUUCACAUCUUCACAUCGCGUGGAACUUUGGUGAACUUUGGCCGGCAAAGUUGAAGCCUCAACCAACAGCAAAGAAGUAUGUGUGGAAGACACUGACUGUUGCCAAGACUGCCUGAUAUGUGACAUGAUGACAUGAAUACGAACUGCCCCAUGUAAGAGGUGCUACCUGGCUGGCAUAUGUUGGGAGACAGGCAUGGCAGGCAACCAGUAACAUCAUAUUUUACAAUAUUUAACAGCAAGCUAGCCUUCGGUGUUCGUCAGAUCAGGCAGCGCCCACAUUGAGCUAGAAUACAGCCUUGGUUAGCAAAUGUCACUGGCCUGCAUUUGUUCAUGUGUAACUGUACCCUUAAUCUGUGACUGCACGAUAUUAUCCCAGCUCUUGUGAGUGAGAUGCCUGAAUGUAACUUCAAAGUAAAAAUGAGAUGUGAAAAACUUA
Messenger RNA from Epinephelus fuscoguttatus (brown-marbled grouper), 2104 nucleotides. RefSeq names its product FKBP prolyl isomerase like (gene fkbpl). The transcript is spliced from 5 exons. The record is from RefSeq and is a predicted model, not a curated record. Gene Ontology annotation, molecular function: protein binding. NCBI's taxonomy places the organism in Eukaryota, Metazoa, Chordata, Actinopteri, Perciformes, Serranidae. The coding region runs from base 255 to 1346 and encodes 363 amino acids.